Trichosurus vulpecula (common brushtail) is the source of this 8043-nucleotide messenger RNA. It is a transcript of the gene WDR87, whose product is annotated as WD repeat domain 87. Gene Ontology annotation, molecular function: protein binding. The coding region runs from base 16 to 8043 and encodes 2675 amino acids. The record is from RefSeq and is a predicted model, not a curated record. The transcript is spliced from 7 exons. NCBI's taxonomy places the organism in Eukaryota, Metazoa, Chordata, Mammalia, Diprotodontia, Phalangeridae.
UUAGAAAGGACAAGAAUGACCGAGAAUCGUCUUAUUCCUGAGUGGAAACAUAUGAAAAAAAUUAUCAGCGAUGUCUUGAAUAAACGCAAGCAAAAAGGGUUACGGCCAGAUGCCGUGAUCUCCCUGAGCGACCAGCCCGAGAUUGUGUUCUCUGAGACCCGCCACCCCCUGAAGAUGCCCACCAUCUGCCACUAUUUCACUGACGCCCACUACUAUGCCUCCCUGGGCUGGAUGAAGGGUAAGGAAAUGAAGGCAGUAGUGUGGAUACAGAUGAAGGUCUAUGACCAUGAGGUGGAGAGGAGAGUUUUCCCUAUGUAUGAGAGCCUGCCUCCUGUCCAGGCUUUGGUGCAUGCUGGGGACCAUCGGGUGUUGGCUGCUUACUGUGGGGACAUGUUCCUUCGCAUCUUUGGAGACCAUACUCGGUUACUCCGGUCCCUGUGUGUCAUGCCCUGUCGCUUCUCCAUCAGCUGCCUAGUCUAUGACCCCAAGUCAGAGAUGCUGCUCUCCGGCAUUGCCGGGGCUGUGGUCAUGUGGAUCAUUGAGCCCAGUGGGCGAGGCCUCCAACUUGCCAAGGAGGUGCCUAUGGCUGGCAAUGAGCUGGUGCAGGACAUCUCCAUGGCUGGCCCCAGUGGGAAUAUGGUGGUGCUCUGUGAAAGCCUGGUACGCCUCUUCAAGCGUUUAGGCCAUGACAGGUUUGAGGAGGCCAAGGUUUUCACGUCUCCAGGCAGUGGCUUACCUGUCACCUGCUCUUUCACCUGUAAUGCCCAGGGGUACCUCUAUACAGGCAAUAAAGCUGGGCAGGUCCAAGCCUGGAGCCUAAACCGAGACCGGGACCGGGACCGGACUUUUCACAGCUUCCAGGCCCACUCCAGGCCAGUGGUAUGCCUCUGCAGCCGGCCUGAGGCCCACACCCUGCUCACAGCUGGGAGAGAAGGCUUGGUCAAGGAGUGGAACCUGACCUUUGGCAACCUCCUGCGGCAAGUGAAUCUCGGGGAAGAGCUCAUCAAUCUGCAAUUCUUCAGACCCAAAGCCUUCUUCUCCCAGACCACCACAACCUUCUCGGUGUAUCAUCUGCCCUGCUUCUAUCGGCUCUUUAACGUCUGUGGCUCCACUCCCCAAGAGGUGCGCGAGGUCUGCUGCGGCAGCAACUCCUCCCGCAUCUCAUGCUACACUGAGGAUGGUCUCCUGCGUUUCCUGUGCCCCCUGACUGGGGAGCUCCUGGUACUGACCUGGCCCUUUGCCCUCCUGGACCAAGCAGUCGACUGGACCUAUGACCCUGACCGGGAGGAGAUCUUCGUGGCCACGGGCAAGCCGGAAGUGCUAGUGCUGGACGCUAGCCGCUGUCCGUGCACCGCCAAGUACCUCUUGUGCGCCUCCCCCGAUGCUGACGACAGGGUGCAGUGUCUGGCCUACGGGAGGCCCCAGCUGAGCCGGGGGCUGGAAGGUUUGGUGUUCUGUGGGCAUGAGAGCGGCACGGUGAGGGUGCUGUCUCAGCAUCACUGUGCCCGCAUUGAGAAGCAUUUGCACUCUGCCACAGUGUUGAUACUUGCAACCCUGACGGGAAUACCCUGCAGCUCCCGGGAGAGCGCCCUCAUCUGUUCCUAUGGCAUGGACGACUACGUGCACUUGUCCGAGGCCGUCCUCGAAGGGGCCACAGUGAACCUGGUGACCCUGACCAGCAUUCUCUGCAGCUGCAAGCUUAGUCAGCUCAUCCUGCUGCCCAAAUCGGUGAGCGCCAUCACUGAAGGCAAUCGCCUGCGCCUCUGGCACUACCAGGACUUCCUCACGAGCCCCGACACCGAACCGGAGAAGUGCUUCUUGGAGACCAAAGCGCUGCACCUGAGCCCCAUCACUUCCUUCGAUGUCUGCCUCAACUUGGGCAUCUUCGUCACCGGCGCUAGCGACGGCACAGUCAAGCUCUGGGACCUCCAAGGCACACUCCUGACCCGCUUUGACUCGGCCCUCAAGUUCGGGGCUCUCUGCUUUGCCAAUGAGAGGGGCGACCUGCUUGUCUCUGUCAACCAGAGCCUUUACUUGGUAUGUUGCCUGAUGCUUCUCCCUACCCAUUUGUUGAGCCGCCUGAUGGCCAUGAACCUACCCGACACAGUGAAGGAGACCCCCAAACCCUUUGUGCCGGGCUUCUUCUUGUCCUUUAAGUCCAUAUUUCUGCCCCGCUACCUUUAUGUGGGCAGUGGGCAGCAGAAGCUAGAAAGGCUGGAGACACUGCCCAACUUCAGAGCGGUUGCCUUUGACCGCUCGGUCCCCCAUGUGGUGCUGGAGGGAGGAGGACCGAUCCCGGCAGCUGAGGACACGUACAAGGAGAGACAGCGGCUCCGGUCUUUUGCCCAAAAGACGAGGGAGGGCCAGCUCCAGCAGCAGGUGCAAGCUGUGCCCUCGGUCCCCCGUGCUACCCAGCUGCUGGGCUGGGACGAAAUGCACAGAUUUCCACUGCUGCGCAAAUAUUUUGGCCAGGGGCGAAAGUGGAUCAUCGCGCCCGAUGGCUACAUCCCCAACUCGGUGGUGCGGGCUUUCCUCUGGCCGGAGGGCACUCCUGUCUUUCUGACCUCUGCGAGCUUGUCCUCCGAGGAGGUGGAGCCAGAAGGGCUUCAGGAGCUACAGGGGCCUCAGCUCGGAGCAGUGCCCACCGUGGCGGAGGAGGAAUUCGGCAUCCGACGCCGGUUAAAGAAGCCCCGCCUAAGCUUGGCAAUACACUCCGAAAAGCUUCAGGACGAGCCCCGCGACGUCUUACUCGACACCCGCACCAGGCUGUCAGAGACAUUGAGUGAGGAGGCCGUGGACAGCGCGAUCCAGUCCCUGCUCGACGUAAUGACCAGUUCGGAGCCAGACAAGUACGGUAAGUGCAUCAAUGCACUGUCACAAAUCUUUGCCUCCUACCAAGUGUCCCCCUUUCUACGCUGGACCACCGCCAAACACCUGAUAGACUACACCUCCCACCUCCUGGCCAUUUUCCGCAAGUUGGCCUGGGAAGGGCUGCAGAAGCUGGGCUUCAUCACCCACCUGUUUGCCAUCCCCUUGGCCUCGGGGCUCAUAGACUCGGAUCCCGAAGUGCGAAGCAAAGCCCGGAAUCUCAUUGUCAACAUCGCAGGCAUCAAAACUAAGAAGGAGCUCCUCCACCUGCUCCUGCGUGAAGGCGUCUACUCUGAACUGCAGAACCAACACAUAGGGAGUGAGCCUCUGAAUGUGGUGCUGGGGAUUCGGCCUGUGGACCUGCAUUUCCUGGCGAAUCAGGUGGACAGAUACCUCGCGGAAAACCUGACCAAGCUUGACAGAGAGAGAGCGUCUCUGUCCUUAGAAGUCACCGACACGGAGAUAGAGGACACAGACACGGAGCUGAUUGAGGCCAUUGAGCACACUAAAAGGCCUUUUGAACUUUCCCCUGAGCGAUCCCCAGAGCCCACCAAGCCUCCCAAAGCGGGCAGACCUCCACGUCUACGCCGGCCAGUCAGGAAGCUGAUCACCAAAACUUCCAAGAAAUUAAAAGAGGGACACAAAAAAUUAAGAGAAGGGGGACGCAAGAAGUCGACAGAAGAAGAAGAGGGACUCAUGAAAUUAACAGAAAAAGAAGAGGAAGAAGAAGAAGGAGAAGAAGGAGGAGGAGGAGAAGAAGAAGGAGAAGAAGGACCCAUGAAAUUACAAGAAGAGAAACAAAAGAAAUCAAAAGAAAAAGGGAGACCCAUCAUGAUGCCUCACGAACACAAGGAGAUGGAAGCUGUUGAGAGAAUAGUAGUUGAUAGAAGAGCUAUUUCUCGGACACCUUCUACAUUUUCCUCUGCCCCUUUCUCAGUAACUGCAGAUGUGCACAAAUACGAAGCCCUACCUGACUAUGUGGACGUGAGCCUGAAGGUGAUGAGGAAAACUCGCAGCAAAAGAACCAAGAAAAAGAAGCAGGAAAUGCUCAAGAAAGAAAAAGUGUUGAAGGAAAAAGUGGUGAAGGAGGAGGUCCAGGACAUAGUAGAAGCCCCCCCCGAACAUGAGAAAAAGCCAGGGAUGCAGGUUUCUUGGCGGGAUGACAUUUGCCACCUCAUGACCAUGCGCAUUUCCACCUCAGAGGAGACCAUGGCCAAGGACUUGAGUGAGGAGCUGGUGACCUUGGCCCGGGAGGUACUGGUGGAGCGGCAGCCCAGCUGGGAACUGUUUCAGGAGAUCUGCCCCCUGGUGAAGUUGCCAAGCCAGGAGCCAGUCGGAGAUGUAGGACAAUGUGUGGAGGAGCUGGAAGAGGAGAUGGAGGAAUUGGAGAUCACCCCUCCAUCCUCCCCAAGAUCCAGGCAAAAGAAAGUCUUCUUCAUUGAAGAGCAUGAUCUCACUAAGCAAGAAAUGAAGCUGUCCAAGCAGGCGAAGAGACUGGCCAGGAAAGAGAGAAUGCUUGCCAGGAAGGCGCAUGAGCUGGCCGUAGUGGAGGAGGAACUAGCCAGGCGAGGGGACCAACUGAGCAGGGAGCAUGAGCUGCUGGCCGAGGAGCAGGAGGCACUGGCCAAGGAAGAAGACAAUUUGACCAAAGAAGAGACAUUUGUGAUCCAGGAAGAGGACAUCCUGAUCCAAGAUGACACAACACCCGAAGAACUCAAGUUGUUCAAAGAGGAAAUGAAGGAAACCAAAGAAGACAUUAGACUGACGAGGAAGGAGAGGAUCAAGUCCAAAGAAGAGAGCAGAAAGGCCAGGGAGCCAAAGAAAAAGGUCAGGAUAACUUCUUUCAAGGAUUUCAAAUCAGACACAGAGAAGAUGUCGGCCACUGAUCAAAGGAAACAGAUGAAGGAGAAGAGGGACCUCAUAAAACUGAAAAUGGAAAAAGCUCGGGAGGAGAGAAUCCAGGCCUGGGAGGACCGAAUGCAAGCCCAAGAAGAAAGAGAGCUGACUCUUUUUGCCAAAUAUGCCCUGGCAGAAGAACAGAGGACAGAGGGUGAACAGGCACUGGCCUGGUCCCCUGAAGAGAAGAAGAUUAUCGAAGAAGAGAGGAAACUGACUCUGGAAGAGCUGGAAGUGAUCCAGGAAGAGAAGAGGCAGACCCAGAAGGAGUUAAUGCUGACCCAAAAAGAAAUGAUGAUGAUACAGAAGGAGAUAGAACUGAACAAGGAGCAGCAGACACUGCCCGAUGAGGAGAUCAAGCUGCUUGCGGAGGAGCAGAGAUUGGCCCGAGAUAGACGUCAGCGGGAGAAGAGGAAGCUCCGCUCCUCAGAACAGGAGCCAACCCUGGAAAAGGGGAAAGAGGGGAAGGAAGAAGAGGCCCUACCUGGGGAAGAGGAGGAUCAUCUGCUCGAGGAAGGGAAGUUUAUCUCCACAAAGGUUGGUACUGAGGGAGCAAAGAGACUUCAUCAUAAGAUGAAAAUGGUAUUGCCCACUGGGGAGCAAGAGCUAAUGCAAGAAUUGGUGGAAGUGGAGGAAGAUGAGGAAGAAGAAGAGGAAGGGGAAGAAGAAGAGGAAGAGGAGGAAGAGGGGGAAGAGGAAGAAGAGGAAGAGCAGGAGGAGAAAAAGCUGUUGCUGGAAGGUGAGGAGCAGCCAGAGAAAAGGAAGGAAUUCACUAUAGAAGAGGAGGCCUUGCCUGCUGAGAAGCAGAGGCUGUUCACUACUCAGAGGCACCUGACCCAGCAAGAGCUUGAGAUAACCAAGAAAGAAAGGAUGCUGGUCAUUAAGAAGAUGGAACUGAUCACAGAAGAGAAGCUAGCGGCCCAGAAAUUACUAGAAAUAGCUGAUGAGACAUGGACUCAGCAUCUGCUGGAAAUGAAAAAGACUGAGGAAGAAAUUGAGGAGGCCCGAGAUGAGCGGAGGUGGAUCAGCCUGCAGAGACAGCAGAUCUCUGAAGGGAGGAAGCUGUCCCAGGACUUGCUUCUGGAAGAAGAAGACGGGCGCCCAGAGUCCUCAGCCAGGGCAAAACUACAAAAGGACCGAAGGAAGCUGAUGAUCAUUGAGAAGAGGCUGGCUGAAGAGGAGAAGGAACUAGCCAAGGCGCAAAGGAAACUGGCCAAGGAGGAAAAGGUGCUGAUGAAAGAGCAGAAGAAGCUGACAAAGAGAGAGAAGAGAAUCACCAGGAUGGAGCGCCAGUUGGCUUUGUUGGAAAGAAAAAUGACCUUAGAGGAGAACCUGAAGCAGGAAGCAGUUGAGACUGAAAGCAUAAGAGACACCAUGGAAUUCAUCCGAUGGCAAAGGCUGAAGGUUCUGGAACUCCAGAGGAUAGAAGCUGCACAGGAGGCUGAGAAGGCCAAAUCUGUGUUUUCGGAGGAGGUAAAGCUGGCUGACGAGGAGGAAGAAGAGGAGGAAGAAGAGGAGGAAGAGGAGGAAGAAGAGGAGGAAGAGGAAGAAAUGGCUGACUCUACCAGGAAGAUAAUUCCCACUGAGGAAUUGGUCCAACCAAAGGUCCUUGGCCAGGCUAUUGAAACAGUGGAGAAGGAGGCCAAAGUCAAACAGAAGGAAGAUGUUAUUGUGGAAAAGGCUAGGCUGGAAGUUGAGGGGAAAAUGUUGCCUCAGAAAGAGAUGGCACUGGAAUCAAUUGCAGAGCCUCCACCACCACCACCACCACCACCAGAGCAGGCCACAGCCUCCCCCCGGCCCAGUGAAUCCCAGGAAGAGAUGAUAAAGCUAAUGCUCCAUGCCAGGGCCAAGCACAGGCCCAGACCCCCACUAAGGUUUCCACCCAAGUCAAAGGAGGCAAUGGCCUCAGGCCUGAAGCCCUUGAAGGCCAAGAAGGCCCAGCCAUCUGAAGUGCAGCCAGUGACUCCUACCCUGGGACCUGCUGCUGUGGCUCCCCCAAAGAAGUCAGCCAGAGACCACUGGAGGUGGUUUCUGCGGAUUCAUCAGACUGUCACAGCCUUCAAGAGCCCCAUAGCCCGACGCCAAAGAGCCCUGGCUUUUGUGUGUAGAGCAUUCUCCCGCAAGACCCACAAAGGAGGAGGCUGGGACCGAUUCCAGGUUGCCCUGAGGAAGCUUCGAGAACUAAGUAAGAUUACCAAAAAAAACAUAGACGAGCUUUGCUGGCUGCUAGAGCAGACAUCACCCUUGAAGCAGAUGGAGUGGGUGCAGAUGGCUAAUCUGGAGGCCAUUGCCUCCAAAUGGGAGGUCCCCAAACCUCCCCAAUCAGUCCCUGAGGAUGCUGCUAGAGUCCUGCCCACCAUGGAAGUCAUCCCUCCCAGACCUGCACCCAGAAAAAGCUUCCUGGUGCCCGAGCUCCCCUCUCUCUCUGGGCCAUUCAUUCAGUAUGGUCUCCUCACCCACCUCAUUGCCUCAAGUAAGGCCAUAGACAGCAAACCAGAGUUCUUUGAAUCAAUCAUGAAAGACCUGGAUAAGAUUUCUUCCAUUUACUCGGCAAAGAUCCUUGAGAUCUUGAAACUCCAGCAAAAUGUUCAGUUCUGGAAUGCCAAGAUAAGGGACCAUCAGCUGCUCAGGGUGAAGGCAAAGAAAGUACUAUUACCCCCUGCAGCAAGGCCUGGACCCCCAGGAAGAUCCCCACCUACUACAGCAAGGCUUGGACCCCCAGAAGGAUUCCUGCCCACUGUAGCCAUGCAGAAGCCCUGGCCCCAGCCCCAGCGCCAGCCCCAGCCCUUGCCCUUUUCAGUGAAGACAGAUGCAAAGAAGAUGCAGUGGGAGACUUUCCUGGCACUCUACCAUGUCCUCCUAGCAGUACAGAAGCAGCAGGACCAAUCCACAAGCUCCACAUUGAUAGACCAGGUCUGCCACGUUUUAGAGCUCUACCAAGUCAAGACUCCAAAGAUGCAGCAGCUGCUACAGAAGCUCUUGGACCGGAAAGCCCACCCCCUUCAGGAGAUCAUCUACAAAAAAGCCUUGCAGGUCACUGAGCUGGUCCCUGGAGAGCGGAUCCUCUACCAUCUCCUGUGUAACAAUGAAUUGCCUCCACCAGAGCCAUUCAGCUUCCGGUUGGUGGUGCCGCUGCCAGAGAAGAACCAGGUGCACACAGUCCUGCCCUUGGGCAAGACCCGUUAUGGCCUCCUAGAGCUAGCCUGGAGGAGUCUGCCUCAACCAGACCCCCAUCAGGCUGAGGUUCUGCCCCGAAUCCCCACCGCUACUUCCCAAUGA